CCCCUCUGCCCUUUUGUUGAAACUUGGUUAUUUCAGAUAUUCAUAAUAUCUGGGGUUAUGUACAUACACUUAAACCUGAGGGGAAAUGUAUUGUUUUAUGCCAUCUCUUUUUAUAGCAAUGAAAAAUUCCACUGGCAAACUGGCCGUGUGAUACGAGCAAGUGGAUGUAAACAUACGCAAACACUUAACACCGGCAGCGUAAUGCUCUUUAUUUGAAUACGAGGCAUCUGCAUUACAUAACUUCUUUGCUUAAUCCAAACAAGGCGGGGCUGAACUUAUGCCCUCAAAUUGUUGAGAGUCUGAGAAUCUAUGAUCUGUGUGCUGAACUCUCACAGAAUUCUGUCACAGAAUUUAUAGCUUUAGGUUUUCUCAGCUGUGAAGUUUGGAUCGGUGUAGAGAUGGGAGACCCCUCCUUAACUCGUGACUGCCCAAUAGAUUGUAAGGUCUAUGUAGGCAAUUUGGGCAACAGUGGUAACAAGAAUGAGUUGGAGAGAGCGUUUGGUUACUACGGCCCUCUGAGGAGCGUAUGGGUGGCCAGAAAUCCUCCUGGCUUUGCUUUCGUGGAGUUUGAGGAUCCCAGAGAUGCAGCUGAUGCUGUGAGGGAGCUGGACGGAAGGACAGUUUGUGGUUGUCGAGUGCGAGUUGAAAUGUCUAGUGGUGAAAAACGGUCAAGGUAUCGUGGACCACCCCCUUCCUGGAGUCGCCGCCCACGUGAUGAUUAUAGACGCCGCAGCCCACCCCCAAGACGCCGAUCUCCCAGGAGGCAGAGCUUCAGCCGUAGUCGGAGCAGGUCCCCUUCCAGAGAGAAGAGAAGAGAGAGGUCUUUAUCUCGUGAAAGAAUCUAUAAACCUGCAAGGUCUUUCUCAAGAUCACGCAGUCGUUCAAGAUCAAAUGGCCGGAAGUGAGAGAUGGUCAUGGUCAGCUUUGUUAGAGAAAACCUGCCUGUGUGUGCCCCUUUUCAACAGACCAGGACGAUGGGAAAGAAUGAUGGAUGUACCCCCCCCCCCCCCACCCAUUUGCCUCAAGUCUUUUUAAAGUCAUUUCCCCAUAGUAUUCUGAGUAUCCUUUUUACCUAAAAUAUCUGUGCUUAAUGGGCUUCCUGCUGCCAAAAUGCCGGGACUCUUAUUUUAUGAUCUGUGGGCAGUAAAGCUCUGAAUGAAAUUACUCAUACGUGACUUUGAUGGUGAUCGGUUAAAACAAUUUUUGUAUACUUUUUGUUUGUACUUCCAUUAAAAAGUUCCUUGCUAAUUUCACUGUAUGUUUCAUUUUUUAUUUUCUCUACAAUGCACACAGAUUAGAUGUUCAGAUGUUACUUUCAUUAAAAAAAAAAUGCCCUGCUAAUUUCACUGUGUGGCUUUUUUGUCCAGAAGUUAAAAAAGGGGAAUAAUAUGAAGCUUUUUGUGGUUUGUUUUUUUGCAUCAUAUAGUAAAGAUCAUUUUAAUGCAAAUGUUUUCACUGGAAAAAAAUAAAAAAUCUACAACUUAAAGCUAAA
Molecule: messenger RNA, 1492 nt
Organism: Myxocyprinus asiaticus (Chinese sucker)
Lineage: Eukaryota; Metazoa; Chordata; Actinopteri; Cypriniformes; Catostomidae
Product: serine/arginine-rich splicing factor 3-like
Exons: 7
Coding region: 399-905 (168 amino acids)
Biological process (GO): mRNA splicing, via spliceosome
Cellular component (GO): nuclear speck
Molecular function (GO): RNA binding
Source: RefSeq, a predicted model, not a curated record